Molecule: messenger RNA, 2370 nt
Organism: Purpureocillium lilacinum
Lineage: Eukaryota; Fungi; Ascomycota; Sordariomycetes; Hypocreales; Ophiocordycipitaceae
Biological process (GO): lipid metabolic process
Molecular function (GO): triacylglycerol lipase activity
Source: RefSeq, a predicted model, not a curated record
AUGCCCGACCUGCUGUUGCCGCCGAGCAGCGCCCCCUUGGCGCAUAGCCCACAACGGGGGGACCUGUCGUCUCGGGCCAAGACACCCAGCCGGCGACUCUCCAAGCCCGCGCCGCAACCCGCCGGCCUUGCUGGCAGACUGUCGCGAACAUGCAGGAGCGCCAGCGACCUCUUCCUCAACUGGAAGGAUGGCAUGACAGUCGAGCAGCGAGAAAAGGCAAAGGCCCGCGACGAAAGAAAAAGCGUCUUGUGCUCCCACAUGAAGACGGCCGACUCCCACAAGCAAUGGCAGGCCGCCGCCCAAGAGCUCGACACGCUCGAGGGCAACGAUGCCUGGAAGGCCGACUCCCUGUCCGGAGACUAUAACCCGCAGCUCAUACAGAACAGGCUGCAGGCCCUCGACGACGCCCGUCGGCGAUGCGACAUCCGCGCCAUGAUGCAUAUCGUCCGGACCGCCCUGUCUCGAGACCUCGGCGGCAUGGGCAACGUCGACCUGUACCGCCAUUCGUACGUCGGCACCAAGAAGCUCAUUGAGCGAUACGUCGAUUCCGCCAUCCAGACCAUCGACGCCAUCGUCGCGCAGAGCGCCAUGGAUCAGGGCGUCCAGUCCAAGGAUCUGCUCGAGGGCAUGCUCUUCUCCCGCCAGAGCUUUGGCCGCAGCGCCCUCCUGCUCUCCGGCGGAGGCACCUUUGGCAUGACACACAUAGGCGUCCUCAAGGCCCUGUUCGAAGCGCAGCUGCUACCGCGAAUCAUAUCGGGGGCCAGUGCCGGGAGCAUCGUCUGCGCUGUCAUGUGCACGCGGACCGACGAGGAGAUUCCCGCCUUGAUCAGGGAGUUUCCGCAGGGCGACCUUGGCGUCUUUGAAGCCGAGGACAGCCAGCUUGGUGUUCUCGACCACAUCCGCCGUCUCCUGACCGAAGGCAGCUGGUCAGACAUCACCAACCUCACCAGGGUCAUGCGCGGCUUGACGGGCGAUCUGACGUUCCAGGAAGCCUACAACCGGACUCGCCGCAUCCUCAACAUUUGCGUGUCGACGGCGUCCAUCUAUGAGCUGCCUCGACUCCUCAACUACGUCACCGCGCCCAACGUCAUGAUAUGGUCUGCUGUUGCGGCGUCAUGCUCCGUCCCACUCGUCUUCACCUCUUCGCCCCUCCUCGUCAAGGACCCCAUCACCGGCGAGCAUCUCCCUUGGAACCCUACGCCGCAGCGCUUCAUCGACGGCUCCGUCGACAACGACCUGCCCAUGACCCGCCUUGCAGAGAUGUUCAACGUCAACCAUUUCAUCGUCUCCCAAGUCAACCCCCACGUGGUUCCUUUCCUCUCCAAAGAAGACUAUCUCUCCCCCGAGGGUAGAGCAAACAAGACCGCAGCGACUGCGGACGACUUUGACUGGCCUUCUACCAUCGCCUCGCUGGCCAAAGAUGAGGCCCUGCAUAGACUUCAGUUCAUGGCCGAAAUUGGCUUGUUCCCCAAUCUCAUGACCAAGUGCCGAAGCAUCCUCAGCCAAAAGUACUCGGGCGACAUUACCAUCUUGCCCGAGAUUACCAUGCACGACCUCCCCCGACUCAUGAGCAACCCGACCUCCGACUUUAUGCUGAGGUCGUCUGUUCUCGGCGAGCGGGCGACGUGGCCGAAGCUCAGCAGGAUCAGGGACCGGUGCGCAAUCGAACUGGCUCUGGAUCGCGCGGUACAUCGUCUGCGUACCAGAGUCGUGUUUUCCGAGAGCCAAAGGGACCUGCGACAACUCAGCUCGGGUAUUUCCAACAUGCGCGUCAAUAUGCCCGUAUCUAUUUCAGGCAAGCCAGGCUCGAUACCUCCGGCAACGGCAGGAUACCCGCCCAGACGGCAACGGCGCAGGUCGGGCGGGAGUGUCCAGACCAUGGCAGACGGACGCCUCGCCUUUGACAGCAACAUUACUGAUGACGACACGGCCGAGGAGGAGCGCCUGGAGAUGGCCAGGCGACGUAGCCGCGACAGCUCACCCAUGACACUUCGCAAACCGAAGCUGAAGCGGGCGGCGAGGAGCCAUGUCCACGUCCCGCAGCACCGGGCGCUCUUUACAGCAGUCUCGCCGCUACGCGACACACAUGGAUUCACUGGGUACAACUUCUCCCGGUCCAUCGGAGGCGGCGAAGUCAACGGAGCCAAGCUUAAGCCAACCGUCGCCGUCCCGUGGGCGCCUCACGUGGAGUCCCCGCGCGGGACAGCCACGUCCCCGACGGAUGACGUGGAGACGAGCGAGCAGGACCACUCCAGCGAUGCCGACGCCGAGCUCGCGACGGAGGAAAGCGACCCGGAUCCCUACGAGGGACAGCUGAGGGCCGAGCCGGCCAAGGACGCAGCGGGAGGGGAGGGGGAUGUCUCGCCUUGA